AUGACUAGACCAGUAAAAAAUCUCAAGGGUGAUUUCAUCUCGGCACGAGCGUUGCUAGAUUCUUGUUCUACUGUCAACUUCAUCACUUCUAAUUUAGCAGAGUCAUUAAAGCUACCUGUUAAAGACUGUUCAGUCUCAAUAGGAGCUGUUGAUGACUUAUGCACUAUUCCCAAAAAAUGCAUUAAGCUUAAAUUUCAAUCCAAUCACACCAAGUUUGGAAAAGAGUUAAAAUUCCUUAUUGUCCCAAAAAUCACUAACCUCGUGCCAGAUGAAAUUUUCCCUCGUGAGUUAUAUCACAUUCCAAAAAAUAUACAACUAGCAGAUCCUAAAUUUCACAUACCUCAAGCAGUUGACAUAUUAUCGUCCUCAGGCACUACCCUAGCAGUAUUAGCUGUAGUUCAAUUGAAUAUCACUCAUAAUACGACUAACAUAAUAUUACAGAAAACUAGUUUAGGUUGGAUCGUGGCAGGAGGCUCAGACAACAUAUCAACCUCAAGAAAGGCGUCUUGUAAUGUAGUAAAAUUAGAUAUCAUGAUAGAAAGAUUCUGGAUAGUCGAAGAGAUAGACACCGAACCCUCAAAAUCUCGCGAUGAGAUAGCUUGUGAAAAACAUUUUGUCAAUAAUACUCGAAGAGACCCUACAGGUCGAUACAUCGUGCGGCUACCUUUUGGUUGCAAUAAAUUUGAGUUAGGAGAAUCUCGUUCUCAAGCAUUAAAUCGUUUUUAUUCACUUGAAAGAAAAUUUAAGGUAAAUCCCAAUUUUAAAGUAGAGUAUGAAAAGGUGAUGCAGGAAUAUAUCGACCUUAAUCAUAUGUCACUAGCUAACGACACUGUAAGAGGUUAUUAUCUUCCUCAUCAUGCCAUAAUAAAACCAUCUAGCGAGACCACCAAGCUUAGAGUAGUUUUUGAUGCUUCGGCAAAGACUUCCACAGGAAUUUCACUUAAUGAAGUUUUACUAGUAGGUCCCACCAUCCAGGACAAAAUAUUUGAACAAGUAAUUAAAUUCCGAGCUCACAAAUACGUCAUUACAGCCGACAUAGCCCGAAUAACCUAUGAACUUAAUACCGUAACAUUUGGCGUUUCAUCAGCCCCAUUUUUAGCCAUACGCACGAUUCAGCAGCUCGCCAACGACGAAGCAUCAAAUUCACCACGAGUUAGUAAAAUACUCCUCAGAGAUUUGUAUGUGGAUGAUCUCAUUACUGGAGCUGACACUCUCGGUGAGAUUAUUCAGAUACGUGAUGAAGUGAUUGAGCUGUUGAGUCGAGGCGGAUUUACGAUACGACAAUGGGCCUCUAAUCACGAAGCUGCUCUUAACAACAUUGAUAAGGAAUUCUUUGAUUUAGACUGUUUGAUAAAGGAAAAUCCUGUUCAAAAAACGCUGGGAAUCAUUUGGAAUUCUCAACAUGACAAACUUCAAUACAAGGUUCAAGUAAUUGAUCCUAAAGACACUUGCACUAAACGUAAACUCAUAUCUGAAAUUUCUAAAAUUUUUGACCCGCUUGGUUUGGUAGGCCCAGUGUCGUUAUGUGCCAGAGUUUUAAUUCAAGAUUGCUGGAAAUCUAAAAUCACAUGGGAUGAGUCCCUGCCCCAGGAAAUUCAUACCAGAUGGGCCACUGUUGCAGAACAGCUACAUCUGCUAGAAAAACUUUCGAUUGAUCGUCACAUCUUGAUUCACAAUUUUGCACGAGUCGAGAUACACGGGUUUUGCGAUGCAAGCAUACGUGGGUAUGAAGCAUGUAUUUAUUUCAGGUCCAUAGAUGUAAAGGGCAAAGUGUUGGUCCGAGUUGGUUGUCCCAAGCAGAGAACACCUGGCCACCCAGUGUGGAGAUAUCAAGUCGAGAUGACUCUGGGUUCAAACAACGAUUCUGCCUUCUAA
Molecule: messenger RNA, 1875 nt
Organism: Copidosoma floridanum
Lineage: Eukaryota; Metazoa; Arthropoda; Insecta; Hymenoptera; Encyrtidae
Source: RefSeq, a predicted model, not a curated record